Molecule: messenger RNA, 2150 nt
Organism: Porites evermanni
Lineage: Eukaryota; Metazoa; Cnidaria; Anthozoa; Scleractinia; Poritidae
Source: the annotation of a GenBank genome assembly
AUGAAGUGCUGUUUUGUUUGCAUUUGUGCAAUAUUAACUCUGCCAUACGGUAAGUAAACUGUUGUUUCUUUUCAAAAGAUUUCUUAGGCGGAAACAGAUUGCAAAUAACAGCUCUGUACAAAUUUCUGAAUGCAAUGGCUGUUCAUUAGUAGAAUGCCUAAAAUGAGUGCAUGAGCGUUCUAUAGAACCUGAGUCAGCUCAGUGGAAACCUUGUGAAGUGAACUGAAAAUAAGUGAUGAACACAGAAACUAGACGGAUUUAAUUUAAUAAUACAGUACGUCACGGUCGUUCCAGUGAAUUAAAAGGAGCUACCAACUCCAAAAACCCUUGCGGGGAAACCGAGGGAAUGGCUUUUCUGAUUCUGAAUUUAUGACUGAAUUUUGUGGCAAAAAAUCAAUUAACUAUAUACUUACCUUAAUUCAACCAAAAGGCCCCAGUUCAUCAAGCUAAUAACUUACAAUAAAAGCUAAUAGAACAAUAUAAGUUUCGAAAAAAAAAAAUCCAGGCAUGCCAUUUUCUUCCAUGGCUAAAAGCAAACAAAACCGACUCAUUUUUUAUGCGGUUAGUCUCAUUUCAGACCAAGAAAUAGCCAUACUUCUCAUGUUAAAGAAUUUAACCAUAUCACCAAAGGGUUCAUAAGAACUUCUUAUCAUGUAUAUGAUAUAUUUACCUCAGAUUGAGACUGUAAUACCUUUUUAACCUGAAUUGAAAAUGCGUCAUCAGUUUUCAUCCAGCGGUUUUGUUAAACACGAAACUAUCACUUAUUAAAAUAACGUAUUCAAUUUCUCUUUAGUGACUUCAAUCCGCUGCUACGACUGCAACUUGUGUCCUUCGGCGACAAAUGUCAUCGAUUGUAAUAAUGACACGGAUACGCCAAAGUAUGACGCAUGUGCCAAAACUACUUUUGAAAUUGACCACGACGGUCACAAGACAGGCAUGUACUACCUGACAUGCACAGUUAAGGUAUUCUAAUAUUUCACAUGAAUUAUUCUCGAACCCAAAGCUCUUCUCCUAUGACCGUCUGUUAUAGUCUCGUACCCAGAUCUCCCACGGCCAAGAGAAAGGGAGAUCUCACUUUUCAUCUUAAGACAGAGUGAGAUCUGGUACGAGUUUAGGUCUGCUACCUACAGUGUUCUCGAACCAGCGGACGAGGGACGAUUCAGGGUGGAAAAUGUAACUUGAGCAUGUGUCUGUAUUCCCUGUAAGUCUUUCUUAACCCGUUAAAAAUUAGAAAUUAGAAAAAACGCUUUCAAUUUUGACAUUUUAAGACAUAGAAAGAGUCAGUAAAGCGGCAUCAUUGAAAAAUGGUCUUUAGAGCCUGGAACAGGCUAACCCGCCAGAGGCUUAUGUCACAGACCCGUUUUAGUUUUUAGUGGAAAACAAGGUAAUGAUUUGAACAAUUUAUUUUCGCCUGUUUCUCUUCUCCUAUUGAAAUUCUGCUUUUCUGGUUCUGAUUCACAAGAAAGCUGGAAGUACCCGUCCUUGGAGAUGCAUUGGUAGUUAGCUUGGUCGGUAGAAAUAGUCCAACGAAGAGCCGACCAUGCAGACUAACUGCGGCUGGGUCUCCGAGGAUGGAAGUUUAACAGUACUGGUAUUUUCCCCAAUGUCAGCGUUUCUAUCUCAUUGUCGAAGCCAUUUAUUUUAUCAACCCAGUCGAUAAAUCUAAAUUUUUGUCAGUCCGAACAGCUUCUUUGAAAAAUAACCUGCAGAACAGAUAUGACAUUAUAUUAAGCGUUCUUAGAAAGCAUCAGGAGCAUAGUACUAAAAGAAAAGAAAAGAGCUCAUCUUUCAAUCUUUUUUUAAGACAAGUUUCCACUGUGUGUUGAACUUAAUUUUCUUUACCAAUGUUUUUCUAUUAUAUGCAGGCCAAGUGCGACAUUGAAGGAGAGCGUUACUGCGAUAAAACGGCACUCAAAACUCUGAGAAUGACUGUGAAUAAAUGCGACCACAGCUGUUGUUCCAAAGACAAGUGUAACGCUCCUGACCCUCAGCCUGGUAAAAUUCAUUUAACAAGCGUCGCAGUGAAUAUGACAAUAGGCAAAACUGCUCAGUCUGCUCCAACCUCCGUGUCGUCUGAGGCUACAUCUGCUCAGUUGAUCACUACAUUUCUGAAUCUGGCAGUGAUUUUUGCUCUUAUCAUUAUUGUCUAA